AGGCAGAUCUGACCAAGGCCGCCUCUCAGCCUCACGUUCUUAAGUAGCAUCUAAGCAAAAGAAAAGGAUGGGCAAAGUGCUAGUAAUGAGAUUUGAGGCCUCUGAGUUGACUCCCAAGCAGAAUGUGAGAGAAGGGUGCCGGCUCCUGCUGGGCAGCUACAGUUGCUCCGCAGCUCCUGGCCGAGAAUCUUCCUCUUUGGAAAUUCCUGAGCUGCCCAGGCGUUUUGAAUCUCUCAGGACUCAGCAGCAGCCCACCCCCUCAACGACCUCUCCAUUGGCCAGAAUCUGGGACACACAGCCUGACUUUGUGCUCAGCUGAGGGAAACCCCUUGCCCAACACCAAAACCGGCGCUGGUUCAUUUCUCUGUGCACUCUGGGAAAGCCACUGCCCCACAGACCGCAGUUUCGAGUAGCACCAGGAUCUGGGGUGGCGGGGGGAGUACAGGAACCUCCCGGUUCAUUCUCCCUCCCGGGCUGCUUGUCUCCUCCGUACCUCUCGCAGCCCCUUCCCAGCCUCUCCUCCCCAAGAGCGCCGCUGACACUCGCCGGGCCGCGGCUCAGGUUUUCUGCUGCUCGCGCGAAAGUGGCUCGGGGAGCUCCUGGCCACAAGCUCAGCACACCGAUCCUCCUAGGGCUGCGGGGGGUGUGGGACCAGGGCGGUGCGCUACGAGACUCCGGGCCGUCCUCUGCCUCAGACUUUUCGAGAGAAAAGUUUCCAAAGUCUCUCCACCUUUUUUUUUUUUUUUUCAGGGGCUCGGGAGAAUCCUCUCCACAGCCAGGGAUCAGCGUCUAUCUGGGCGAGGGCAGUGAUUUAUACAGUAGAAUCCAGGGGUUACCGGGCUCCGCCCCUUCUCUCUCUCUCUUUUUUCUUUCAUUUGUUGCUUGGGGAGGAGGGGUUCUUUUUUUUUUUUUUUGCUUCUGCCCCAGAUCUUUCCUGGACAGUGCGUCUCUGCAGUUCAGAUCCGGGGGCCCCCAGCUGGCAGAGGGCGUGGGGGGUUAAGGCAUUAACCCCUCCCAGCCUCUUCCUGAAGAAACCACCCAGCCUUGGCGCGGCGCUGGGUGACUUCGCGUAGCAGGCAGGGAACUGGCCGCGGCGAGCGGGACUGGCCAUUGGAGUGCUCCGCUGCGGAGGGAGGGGACCCCGACUCGAGUAAGUUUGCGAGAGCACUACGCAGUCAGUCGGGGGCAGCAGCAAGAUGCGAAGCGAGCCGUACAGAUCCCGGGCUCUCCGAACGCAACUUCGCCCUGCUUGAGCGAGGCUGCGGUUUCCGAGGCCCUCUCCAGCCAAGGAAAAGCUACACAAAAAGCCUGGAUCACUCAUCGAACCACCCCUGAAGCCAGUGAAGGCUCUCUCGCCUCGCCCUCUAGCGUUCGUCUGGAGUAGCGCCACCCCAGCUUCCUGGGGACACAGGGUUGGCACCAUGGGGUCCACCAGCGUCCCGCUGGUCAAGGCCCACCGCAGCUCGGUCUCUGACUACGUCAACUAUGAUAUCAUCGUCCGGCAUUACAACUACACGGGAAAGCUGAAUAUCAGCGCGGACAAGGAGAACAGCAUUAAACUGACCUCGGUGGUGUUCAUUCUCAUCUGCUGCUUUAUCAUCCUGGAGAACAUCUUUGUCUUGCUGACCAUUUGGAAAACCAAGAAAUUCCACCGACCCAUGUACUAUUUUAUUGGCAAUCUGGCCCUCUCAGACCUGUUGGCAGGAGUAGCCUACACAGCUAACCUGCUCUUGUCUGGGGCCACCACCUACAAGCUCACUCCCGCCCAGUGGUUUCUGCGGGAAGGGAGUAUGUUUGUGGCCCUGUCAGCCUCCGUGUUCAGUCUCCUCGCCAUCGCCAUUGAGCGCUAUAUCACAAUGCUGAAAAUGAAACUGCACAACGGGAGCAAUAACUUCCGCCUCUUCCUGCUGAUCAGCGCCUGCUGGGUCAUCUCCCUCAUCCUGGGUGGCCUGCCUAUCAUGGGCUGGAACUGCAUCAGUGCGCUGUCCAGCUGCUCCACCGUGCUGCCGCUCUACCACAAGCACUAUAUCCUCUUCUGCACCACGGUCUUCACUCUGCUUCUGCUCUCCAUCGUCAUUCUGUACUGCAGAAUCUACUCCUUGGUCAGGACUCGGAGCCGCCGCCUGACGUUCCGCAAGAACAUUUCCAAGGCCAGCCGCAGCUCUGAGAAGUCGCUGGCGCUGCUCAAGACCGUAAUUAUCGUACUGAGCGUCUUCAUCGCCUGCUGGGCACCGCUCUUCAUCCUGCUCCUGCUGGAUGUGGGCUGCAAGGUGAAGACCUGUGACAUCCUCUUCAGAGCGGAGUACUUCCUGGUGUUAGCUGUGCUCAACUCCGGCACCAACCCCAUCAUUUACACUCUGACCAACAAGGAGAUGCGUCGGGCCUUCAUCCGGAUCAUGUCCUGCUGCAAGUGCCCGAGCGGAGACUCUGCUGGCAAAUUCAAGCGACCCAUCAUCGCCGGCAUGGAAUUCAGCCGCAGCAAAUCGGACAAUUCCUCCCACCCCCAGAAGGACGAUGGGGACAACCCAGAGACCAUUAUGUCUUCUGGAAACGUCAACUCUUCUUCCUAGAACUGGAAGCUGUCCACCCACCGGAAGCGCUCUUUACUUGGUCGCUGGCCACCCCAGUGUUUGGAAAAAAAUCUCUGGGCUUCGACUGCUGCCAGGGAGGAGCUGCUGCAAGCCAGAGGGAGGAAGGGGGAGAAUAAGAACAGCCUGGUGGUGUCGGGUGUUGGUGGGUAGAGUUAGUUCCUGUGAACAAUGCACUGGGAAGGGUGGAGAUCAGGUCCCGGCCUGGAAUAUAUUUUCUACCCCCCUGGAGCUUUGAUUUUGCACUGAGCCAAAGGUCUAGCAUUGUCAAGCUCCUAAAGGGUUCAUUUGGCCCCUCCUCAAAGACUAAUGUCCCCAUGUGAAAGCGUCUCUUUGUCUGGAGCUUUGAGGAGAUGUUUUCCUUCACUUUAGUUUCAAACCCAAGUGAGUGUGUGCACUUCUGCUUCUUUAGGGAUGCCCUGUACAUCCCACACCCCACCCUCCCUUCCCUUCAUACCCCUCCUCAAAGUUCUUUUACUUUAUACUUUAACUACCUGAGAGUUAUCAGAGCUGGGGUUGUGGAAUGAUCGAUCAUCUAUAGCAAAUAGGCUAUGUUGAGUACGUAGGCUGUGGGAAGAUGAAGAUGGUUUGGAGGUGUAAAACAAUGUCCUUCGCUGAGGCCAAAGUUUCCAUGUAAGCGGGAUCCGUUUUUUGGAAUUUGGUUGAAGUCACUUUGAUUUCUUUAAAACACAUCUUUUCAAUGAAAUGUGUUACCAUUUCAUAUCCAUUGAAGCUGAAAUCUGCAUAAGGAAGCCCACUUUAUCUAAAUGAUGUUAGCCAGGAUCCUUGGUGUCCUAGGAGAAACAGACAAGCAAAACAAAGUGAAAACUGAAUGGAUUAACUUUUGCAAACCAAGGGAGAUUUCUUAGCAAAUGAGUCUAACAAAUAUGACAUCUGUCUUUGGCACUUUUGUUGAUGUUUAUUUCAGAAUGUUGUGUGAUUCAUUUGAAGCAACAACAUGGUUGUAUUUUGUUGUGUUAAAAGUACUUUUCAUGAUUUUUGAAUGUAUUUGUUUCAGCAGAGGUCAUUUUAUUGGAUUUUUCUAACCUGUGUUAACACCACUGAAUGUGUAUUUCUUAAGAAAAUACCACCCUCUUGUGCCCUUAAAAGCAUUACUUUAACUGGUAGGGAACGCCAGAAACUUUUCAGUCCAGCUGUUCAUUAGAUAGUAAUUGAAGAUAUGUAUAAAUAUCACAAAGAAUAAAAAUAUAUUACUGUCUCUUUAGUAUGGUUUUCAGUGCAAUUAAACCAAGAGAUGUUUUUUUAAAAAGAAUAGUAUUUAAUAGGUUUCUGACUUUUGUGGAUCAUUUUGCACAUAGCUUUAUCAACUUUUAAACAUUAAUAAACUGAUUUUUUUAAAGA
Molecule: messenger RNA, 3950 nt
Organism: Gorilla gorilla gorilla (western lowland gorilla)
Lineage: Eukaryota; Metazoa; Chordata; Mammalia; Primates; Hominidae
Gene: S1PR1
Product: sphingosine-1-phosphate receptor 1
Exons: 2
Coding region: 1422-2570 (382 amino acids)
Biological process (GO): G protein-coupled receptor signaling pathway
Cellular component (GO): membrane
Molecular function (GO): sphingosine-1-phosphate receptor activity
Source: RefSeq, a predicted model, not a curated record